AUGGUUCGCCUGAUCUACUUGGCUGUUACUUUAUUCAUUACCGCGACAUUUGCUAAAGAUUGUGGAGAUGAAGGUUCAGAGCCCAAAACUUGCAUAAAUGAGACAUGUGAGUACUGUGAAACGUACGGUACUGACUGUGUUUGCGCAUAUGUGCGACCACAGUUUUGCGGUGACGACCAGAAUUGCGAAUUGAUACAAAAGUGUAUUCCUCGAGAUCAGACAUGCACAGAUAAUUCAUGCCCAAAUGGCCAAAGAUGUCAGCUGGAUGAAGUCGUUUGCGUGAGGGCUCCUUGCUGGCCGGUGAGAUCCUGCGUACCGUAA
Cylicocyclus nassatus is the source of this 321-nucleotide messenger RNA. NCBI's taxonomy places the organism in Eukaryota, Metazoa, Nematoda, Chromadorea, Rhabditida, Strongylidae. The record is from the annotation of a GenBank genome assembly.